AUGGCAGAAGGAUGCAAUGUUCUGGCAUCAAAGGUUGCGGAUCAAAUGUUGCAAAUGGGAGAUAAGAAUUCAAGAUUUUUCCAUCUCAGUACUAUUCAAAGGAGGCUAGGGAAUCAAAUUGUGAAGCUAAAAGACGAAUUUGGCAUUUGGCGAUCUGAGGACAAAGAAAUAGCAGGUAAGAAGGGGCAUGAAGUUCUUGUUCAAGGGGGUGUGAUUGAUGAUCUUGGAAGACAUCUGGUUGAGCAAUAUGGAAUCGGACCUUGUUUUAAGAUGCAAAACCUCAAACGCAUCGUGACAUCCAAACAACUCCCCACGUGCUAUGUGACUUACUUGACUUUUCGGCAGCGAAUUCCAUAUGGAUUAAUAUCGGAAUCCCCUCUUCGGUCCAGUAUUCCUUCUCCGGCUGCUUUGGUGAUUGGGUUCACUUGACCUUUGCUUCCAGAGUUUCCCACCAUUCGGGCACUCGCUGGUGUGUCCUCUUUCCCACCUGUGGCUAAAACGAAACCGAAAAAUCUUCAACAGCCCCUCCAUCACAAACACCUCCCUACAGGAUACCGUAAUUGCAAAGGCUUUCGAAUGGCAAUACAUCGUCCAACCUGCUAAGCAACCAAAUACUACCCCGCCUCCUGGAAUAUUAAAACUCAAUUCUGAUGGGUGUGUAAGUUCAGCCACCUAUGAGGCUACUGCUGGUGGGAUUGUGUGCGACUCAAACGGCGCAUGGGUAAUGGGCUUCUGCCGUAAAUUGGGCUCAUGUCCUCUUAGUCAGGAGAGAUUUACGUGCUGCGAGAAGGACUUCAACUACUCCUCGCUAACAACCUCAGGAAUACAGAGAUUGAAGUGGAUGCUUCAGUCAUUGUCGUUCUAAUUCAGAACGACGCACUUGAGAGUCAUGCAUUAAUAUCCGCUAUACGUGAUUGCAGGUCCCUCCUCCUUCAACUCGGGUCACCGCCGUUGAAGCAUAUCCGUAGGAAAGGAAACAAAUGUGCAGACAUCUUGGCACGUGAAGCUCGCACUAUGGCAGAAUCUACUACUUUUUUUUCAUUUGCUCCUUAAUGUAUUAAUCGGCAACUGCUAGAUGACAUUCGUAAUUCUAAUAUAUGCUUUUUCUACCCAAAAUAAAUAAAUUUUAUAUCAGAAGAAAGAACUAUAGUUCGAUUGUAUUUUGCCUAGUAUAAUGCAACAAGAAGCCUCAAUGUGGUGGACUUACUUGAGAGACUUGAAAUUUUAAAUUGAUUUUUUUUUACGUAUA
Molecule: messenger RNA, 1249 nt
Organism: Rhododendron vialii
Lineage: Eukaryota; Viridiplantae; Streptophyta; Magnoliopsida; Ericales; Ericaceae
Exons: 2
Coding region: 1-429 (142 amino acids)
Source: RefSeq, a predicted model, not a curated record